Austrofundulus limnaeus is the source of this 3593-nucleotide messenger RNA. Its product is annotated as serine/threonine-protein phosphatase 6 regulatory ankyrin repeat subunit C. Gene Ontology annotation, molecular function: protein binding. NCBI's taxonomy places the organism in Eukaryota, Metazoa, Chordata, Actinopteri, Cyprinodontiformes, Rivulidae. The transcript is spliced from 28 exons. The record is from RefSeq and is a predicted model, not a curated record. The coding region runs from base 106 to 3249 and encodes 1047 amino acids.
GAUGGUUGCUAAAAGGCUAAAGCUAGGCUAACUAGCUGCAACUUUGUGAUAUGUUGUUAAAUGUAAACCAACUCUUUAUGAAGGUGCCUCCUAAGUGAUUUGAUCAUGGAGUUAAGAAAUAUCAAGGACCAGUCUCCACUGGUUCAGGCCAUAUUCAGCCAAAACGCUGAAGAUGUGACGUUUUUGUUGGAGCACAAUGAAGAUGUCAAUGCACAGGACCAAGAACAAAGCACACCCCUUCAUGCUGCUGCUUAUUUGGGCAAUGUUCACAUUAUGGAAAUACUUAUGAGUUCAGGUGCACAUGUCAAUGCCAAGGACCAGGGCAUGCUUACACCUUUACAUCGAGCAGCAGCUUCACGAAAUGAAAAGGCUGUGGAGCUGCUGCUGAAGCACAAAGCAGAAGUCAAUGCUCGGGACAAAUUCUGGCAGAGCCCUUUACACAUGGCGGCUGUGAACUGGGCCACAGGUUGUUCUGCAGCUCUGAUCCCACAUGUAUGCAGUCUGGAUGUUACUGACAGAGCAGGAAGGACGCCGUUACAUCACGCAGCGCACAGCGGCCACACAGAGAUGGUGAACUUGUUCCUGCGUAAAGGGGCCAGUUCAAACGCCAAAGAUAAGAAGGAAAGACAACCACUUCACUGGGCUGCACACCUCGGUCACUUGGACAUCGUGAAGCUGCUGGUGUCUCACAGUGGGGACAUGAUGUGCAAGGACAAGCGGGGUUACACUCCACUUCACGUUGCUGCUGCGAGCGGACAGUUAGACGUGGUCAAGUUUCUGUUGAGACUGAAGGUGGAGACUGAUGAACCCAACAUUUUUGGGAACACUGCACUCCACAUGGCCUGUCACACAGGACAAGACCUGGUCGCCACUGAGUUAUUGAACUGCAGAGCCAGUAUAAACCAGCCCAACCAUCAUGGUGACACGCCGCUGCACCUGGCCGCCGCCUCCUCCAGCGGCGCCUUGUGUCUUGAGSUGCUCGUCCACCACGGUGCUGACGUCAACAAGCAGAAUAAAGAAGGAAAGAGCCCUUUACACAUGGCUGCAAUGCACGGAUGCUUCACAGGCUCCCAGGUUCUGAUCCAAAGAGGUGGGGAGAUCGACUGUGUCGACAUAUAUGGAAACACUCCACUUCACGUCGCUGCCAGAUACGGUCAGGAGUUACUGGUCAGUCUUCUGCUGGCACACGGUGCUGACAGAGGCAGACAGGGCGUUCAUGGGAUGCUUCCACUGCAUUUGGCUGCUCUCUAUUGUUUUCCUGAAUGUUGUCACAUGUUACUUUCUAASGGCCAGUUUUACAACAUUGUGCCAGCUCCGGCAGCUGAGCAAACCCAAACAGACUUUGACAUAAACACGUCUGACGAUCAUGGCAGGACCUGCCUGCAUGCAGCUGCUUCUGGAGGAAAUGUUGAGUGUCUCAAUUUGCUCUUAAAUAGUGYCGCUGAACUGGAUUUAAAGGACAAUUUGGGAAGAUCUCCUCUUCACUACGCUGCAGCCAACGGGAACAGCCAGUGCACCAUUUCRCUGGUGAGAGCCGGAGCGGAGGUCAAUGAGGCGGACCUGACAGGCUGCAGCCCUCUGCACUACGCCGCUGCUUCACACACCUUCUGUCGAGAGGGAGCAAACUAUGAAACAAACCUCAGCAUGGAAAAGGAACACGAAGCCUUUCUGUGUUUGGACUAUUUGCUGGACAACGGGGCAAACCCAACGUUGAAGAACAGUCGGGGUUACAGUGCUGUUCACUACGCAGCAGCCUACGGGAACAAACAGCAUCUAGAACUGCUUUUGGAAAUUUCUUUUAAUUGCCUCGAAGAGGUUGAAAGUAAUAUUCCUGUCAGUCCUCUGCACUUAGCCGCGUAUUAUGGCCACUGUGAGGCGCUGCAUUUACUGUGUGAGACGUUGGUGAGUCUGGACGUGCGGGACGUCAAGGGUCAAACUGCGCUCCACCUGGCCGCUCGCAGAGGGUUUUCUAAAUGUGUGGAGGUUCUGCUGCAGCAUCAAGCCUCCUACUCACUGAAGGAGCACAGGCACAGGUGGACGGCUCUGCACGCUGCAGCUGCGGAGGGACAAGUGGACUGUUUGCUUUUGUUGGUCAACAAGGAGCACAGUGUGGACAUCAUUGACAGUCCGGACACACGGGGACAGACGGCUCUCAUGCUCGCUGCUUUGGGACGUCACACCGACUGCGUCUACAUCCUCCUGGAGAAAAACGCCAACGUCGAUGCUGCAGAUAAACACGGUUUUACUGCCCUGCACAGAGCCGCGAUGUUGGGCAGUGAGGACUGCGUGUCCGCUCUGUUGGAACACGGCGCCUCCGUCCUGUGCAGAGACUCUCAGGGAAAGACGCCGCUCCACCUCGCAGCCGCCUGCGGCCACACCAAGCUGCUCCACACUUUACUGAAGGCUGCGAGGAAAGCCGACCCUCUGGACUCCUUGUUGGACUUCCGGGGCUUCACACCCACACACUGGGCUGCGUACCACGGACAUGAAGGUUGUUUACAAGUUUUGCUUGAAAACAAACUUUUUAGCAACCGGGAAGGAAAUCUUUUCACUCCARUGCACUGCGCUUUAAUCAGUGGACAUGAUGCUGCUGCUGAGCUUCUAGUGAAGACCAUCGGUCCUCAGAUUGUCCAUGUUAGUGAUGCCAAAGGAAGGAAGCCGCUGCACGCAGCAGCUUAUUCAGGGAGUGUGGCUGGGCUCCAGCUGGUCCUGGUCCGGGGAGCAGAACUCAACAGUGUGGAUCAGUUCGGUUGUUCUGCUCUCAUGGUCGCAGCGGGCUGUGGACAGACUGCAAGUGUUGAGUUUUUGCUGCACAAGACGAAGCCAGACCUGAGCCUGGUGGAUGUUAAUAACAACACAGCACUUCACUUAGCCUGCAGCAAGGGUCAUGAGAUGUGUGCUCUGCUGAUCUUAACAGAGAUCACAGAUUCCUCCCUCAUCGAUGCAAGAAACAGUUCUCUCCAGAUGCCCCUUCACAUUGCAGCAAGAAAAGGCUUGGCCACAGUGGUGCAGGUCUUACUGAGCCGAGGGGCAGCGGUCAUGGCUGUGGACGAGGACGGUCACACACCAGCUCUGGCCUGCGCCUCCAACAAAAAUGUGGCGGAUUGCCUGGCCCUGAUCCUCUCCACCAUGAGGCCUUUCCCUCCCAGAGAGGCCGAGACCACCACAGCUUCUCACUUCAGCCCCGUGCUGAAGAACUGCGGCAUCGCCUCUGCCUGCAAGUCCAACGGCAACUUGUGUCACGCCUGAGCUAAAGACUGUCUGUGUGGAGGAGUGAAGCUUGAUCAGAAUUUAGCCUCUUAAAUCUAGUCUUACACGUGGCUAAAAUGAGCAGAUCUUUCAGAUAAUGUUUCUGCCAUGAGUUAUGAAGUAUUUAUCUUUAGAAAUGAAUGAAGUUAUAAUGUGAGCACACUACACAAAGCUUACUUGAACCAGGUCCAAAGUCAGUAUUAGCAUUUGUAAAAGCUUUUUAAAGGUGAGUUUAGAGAUUCUUUUGAACCUGAGCUCCUUUUCUCCUUGUUAAGAUGUAAAUUAUUUGUUGCUUGACAAGAGUUGACGUCCCAACACUAAAUAACACCAGGUAGUGUGUCAAU